This is a messenger RNA of Penaeus indicus, 1566 nucleotides long. RefSeq lists its product as uncharacterized. Bases 705 to 1172 code for a protein of 155 amino acids. The transcript is spliced from 3 exons. The record is from RefSeq and is a predicted model, not a curated record. NCBI's taxonomy places the organism in Eukaryota, Metazoa, Arthropoda, Malacostraca, Decapoda, Penaeidae.
UUCUAGCACCGAUAAAACGAGUCAGCAAUGAACAUGUAAUGGUUGCUAUGCAUUAUCCCUACAUUGUGACAAUUCGUGGAACAAUUAAAAGGGAAUGGCAAGCUGUUUUCUCAGCCAUAACAGUGUCAAUCACUCAAGUGUAAGUGAGAUCAGAGCUGCCCCAGCUGUCAGCCUAAUGACUUUCAUUAGUUCAGUUCAGUUCAGGCUUAAUGACUUUCACGUGAGUUCAGUUCAGUUCAGGCUUAAUGACUUUCACGUGAGUUCAGUUCAGUUCAGGCUUAAUGACUUUCACGUGAGUUCAGUUCAGUUCAGGCUUAAUGACUUUCACGUGAGUUCAGUUCAGUUCAGUUCAGGCUUAAUGACUUUCACGUGAGUUCAGUUCAAGACAGGAAAUGGGGAGAGAGAGAAAUUAAUGAGUGAAUGCUCCUGAAAGGAAUAAAAUCACGAACGCGCUAAAUGCGUUGCAAUUGAAACAAUAUAAUUCUCUAAUCACGAGAAAAAAUAAAAUAAAUGAAAGAUAUUCAUAAUGUUUGACUCCAUACCGCGAUUAACAGUAAUGAGAUGUGAGGUCAGAAAAUGAGAGCGUGCUAUUUGCGAGUACUGAGCACUUUACCCGACAAACCUAACGUAAGCAUGGCUGUACCUACGGCUUAACACAUUUAGGGAAAAGAUAGAAAAGAAAUGAAAAGAGAAGGGGCCCAUAAAUGUGUACUCACGGGUUUGAAGAUUGUCAUCUUGUGUUUUCAGUGGCGAGCGGAAUUUCUUCGGAGAAGCUUGGAUCAAGUAGUAAGCUGAAACGUCACAACUGCCACCGCCUGCCACCAGAAUGCAAAGGAGUGAAGAGAGGAGAGAAGAAAGCCGCGCGAGGAAAGGGGAGGCGAAGGAAGCCUGGUGAUGGGUUCGCAGCCGACGCCUCAGGGGGUUUCAGCGCAGCAGCCAUACUCCGACUGUCCCUUCCCGUCUCCUUCCCUGAAACGCCUCCGUGCUCCGCCAGUCGCCCAGAUGCCUUUCUCUCGCCGGGAGCGGUGCGAGGCGGAGGAGGACGACUUCGAGGAUGUGCUCGGUGGGUCUUGACAGUCCCUUGUCUCCGACAUCCCGGUUGUCAUAUUGUCACUACGGUUGCCAUAUUGUCAUUGUACAUGGAUUGGUCUAAUGUUCAUUCAAAUCAUUAAUUUUACGUAACCUGUUGGAUUACGUAGAUAUAUUUAUAUAUAUAAAAAAAGGUUAUUUAAGUUUCAUAUGGGUUUUUGUAAGCAUCUCCCUUUGUCUUACACGAACGCCUGAGGUAUGACAAAGGCGAUGACGGAGAGAGCGCGUCUUUUCACCCACACCUGUCAGAGAGCACGGUGCUCACCUGCAUUCUCGUGAGUCUUUAUAUAUUGUCACCGGGGACUUACUAUCAGUUAUGGAAUUCUUCGAAUAUAUUAUAAUUGUUCAGUUUGCAAUCCACUUAUCUCUUUUUCAGUUUUAAUAUAAUAACAAAGUCUGGUGAAGCAGCUCUAAUAAGGGAAUGAACGAAACAGGAGUAGCCGUAGUAACGCCCCACUCCGCUCCUAACAGGACGAC